Messenger RNA from Sorghum bicolor (sorghum), 1832 nucleotides. RefSeq names its product WAT1-related protein At5g07050. The record is from RefSeq and is a predicted model, not a curated record. The transcript is spliced from 4 exons. Lineage: Eukaryota; Viridiplantae; Streptophyta; Magnoliopsida; Poales; Poaceae. Gene Ontology annotation, molecular function: transmembrane transporter activity. Gene Ontology annotation, cellular component: plasma membrane. Bases 144 to 1331 code for a protein of 395 amino acids.
ACCUGGUCUCUGAGCUCUACACCAUACCAUCACCUGCCAUCGCCAUUGCCAUCCUCCUCAGCUCCUGUGAGGGAGUACGUGAUCGAGCCCGGCCGGACUCUGUUGAGAAGCGAUCGAGAAGAGGCUUAAUUAGGAGGAUCGCCAUGGCGGCGGGGUGCGGCGGGUUCGUGGAGAAGGCGAAGCCCUACAUCGCCAUGAUCUCGCUGCAGUUCGGGUACGCCGGCAUGAACGUGCUCACCAAGGUGUCGCUGAACAAUGGCAUGAGCCACUACGUGCUCGUCGUCUACCGCCAUGCCUUCGCCACGCUCUCCAUCGCCCCCUUCGCCCUCGUCCUCGAGAGGAAAGUGAGGCCCAAGAUGACUUGGCCAAUCUUCUGGCAAAUCUUCGUCCUGGCUAUGCUUGGGCCGGUGAUCGACCAGAACUUCUACUACGCAGGGCUCAAGUUCACCGGCCCAACGUUCGCCUGCGCCAUGAGCAACAUCCUGCCGGCCAUGACCUUCGUCCUGGCAGUGAUCUUCAGGAUGGAGAAGCUGCAGAUGAAGAAGGUGAGGUGCCAGGCCAAGGUGCUCGGGACGGUGGUGACCGUGGCCGGCGCGAUGCUGAUGACGCUCUACAAGGGCCCGCUGAUGCAGCUGCCGUGGACCACCACCAGGCACGUGCACGCGUCGUCGUCGGCCGCCGAGGCCCCCGCCGCCGGCGCGGAGAUCAGCGGCAGGGACUGGUUCCUCGGCUCGGUGUUCGUCAUCGUGGCCACCCUCGCCUGGGCCUCCCUCUUCGUCCUGCAGACGCACACCAUCAAGCAGUACUCGGCGCAGCUGUCGCUCACCACGCUCGUCUGCUUCAUCGGCACCCUGCAGGCCAUCGUCGUCACCUUCGUCAUGGAGCGCCGCACCUCCGUCUGGACCAUCGGCUUCGACAUGAACCUUCUCGCCGCCGCCUACGCCGGCAUCGUGACGUCGAGCAUCGCGUACUACGUGCAAGGUCUGGUGAUCCAGAAGACCGGGCCGGUGUUCGCGUCGGCGUUCAGCCCGCUCAUGAUGAUCAUCGUCGCCGUCAUGGGAUCCUUCAUCCUCUCCGAGAAGAUCUACCUCGGGGGCGUCCUCGGCGCCGUGCUCAUCGUGGCCGGCCUCUACUCCGUCCUCUGGGGCAAGCACAAGGAGACGCAGGAGAAGGAGGCCGACGCCAAGACGGCGCUGCCGAUGAUGGCAGUACUGCCGGCGGCAUCCUCCAUGCAAGACGCCGCCGCCGGGUGCAACAUCGGGAACAAUGGCGUGAGGUCGUCAUCAUCCUCCGGUGUACGUGGAGCUGCUGCUGCUGGUGGUGCAGUUUGAUUGGCCUCAUCAGACUCCCAAUAAUUUGCCUCCGGAGGAUCGACGGCGAUGUCGACGUCGUCGUCGUCUCAUCGAGUGCUGAACUCUCUGUUCGUCUAGCUACGACGAGCACAGUAUUCAUUAGGGAAAAUGGUGGUAAUUCUACUAGUAGAGAUAGUGCAGCAGCAGCUGUUUGGAAAUUGGAAUGGAGAAUUUGGCACGAACUUUGGGAAGAAUUCUGCAGUUCGAUCGCUAGCAAAGCUCUCCUGCAUAUGCGUUCCAAUUCCAAACACGCCGGUUUCAUCACCAAAAGGGCGCACGCAAAACCGAACUCUACAACUGAAACUGAAAGCGUGGCAGUUUUGCUUUUAAUUGUCAUAUUUGAUUUGUGAUUCUGAAUUAGUAUUUCUACAUAUCUUAGCAUCCCAAGUUGUAAUCGCUUAUUCGCUUGUAUGAUAAAUGAGAGGUUGUGUGUAUCACACUAUCAAGUUAUAAAAUACUUUUUCCUCAAAAAAAAAGUUA